CAUACGCCACACGUUGCGACCAGCUGAGCUGAGCCGAGCUGAGCAGCCUGAGCUGAGCUUGCGCAUACCGCUCGCGACAUGGCACCUUCACGCUCUCGAUCCCUCAAUGCAAUCAUAGAACACUUUUGAGGAUGACCUACAAGUACACCGACCUCGAAGGAACUAGCGAUUCAUCCGAUAUUUACAUCCGUCUCUUUCACCUUUCGCCUGCAUCACCAGCAGGACGCAUUACAGGCCAGCUGAAGCCCGUACCUAUCUCCGAAUCUCCUUCUUACACAGCGCUUUCGUACUGUUGGAGUCGACACAUCGAUGUCGGCACACUUUAUAUCACACAAUCUGACGACACCCUUGAGAGCGGUGUCCCGCUGGAAGAGUCUCUCACGGUGCCGGCUUCCGUGCUUUCCUUCUUGACUCGAAGCCAACCAAAAGCGGGCCUUCUGGAUAGAUGCGGUCUGCAUCAAUCAGCAAAACGAUAGAGAGAAGUCCCCUCAGGUGCCGAGAAUGAGAGACAUCUAUCUGCGAGCAAAGCGCACUCUUUGCUGGUUAGGUCCAGAGGCGGGCGGUAGUAUGGAGGCUAUUGCAUAUAUCGAGUCGUUGAACAAACUGUUCAGACGAAAGCUAGCGGAAUUAGGUUUUGGAAAAUUUACUAAAGACAAGGUUGAAAUGGGC
Messenger RNA from Didymella exigua CBS 183.55, 669 nucleotides. RefSeq lists its product as uncharacterized. The transcript is spliced from 2 exons. NCBI's taxonomy places the organism in Eukaryota, Fungi, Ascomycota, Dothideomycetes, Pleosporales, Didymellaceae. Bases 132 to 476 code for a protein of 114 amino acids. The record is from RefSeq and is a predicted model, not a curated record.